Messenger RNA from Anthostomella pinea, 399 nucleotides. NCBI's taxonomy places the organism in Eukaryota, Fungi, Ascomycota, Sordariomycetes, Xylariales, Xylariaceae. The record is from the annotation of a GenBank genome assembly.
AUGACGCCCCCUUCUCCAACAAAGCAUCCUCGCAAGGGCUUGUCUGAGAGCUCAUUCGCUAAAAUCAGUGAACAGUUCGCAAAGGUGCGCUUCGCGACCGUCAAGUCCAUCAAGGAAGGCAAAACUCCGAUGAACAUUGUUGCCUUGGUCCGCAACAAGUGGCACAAGAACACGGCCUCGUUCACGAUCCGCAUGGAGGAUGGACGCUACGACUACAUUCACUAUGAUGACGACCCGGAUGAACUCCUCAUGUCCGGCAAGUCUUUUCGAGGAACUUCGCCUUGGGAAUCCUCAAAGAUCUUCAAUUCGUGCCACUCGCUGCGACCGAUGUCAUCGGCCGUGGGAGGCCUGCGGUGCAUGAGGAGCGCCGUUGACUGGAAGUGGCUCUUGGGAGCAUAG